CCGCGGCACCGCAGCUUUACUCUCCGCCUCUGUUUAGGGACUUCAGCAGCGCUCCAGGUGUAUACAUCCGCCGAGAUUCGGAGCCGCGGCACCGCAGCUUUACUCUCCGCCUCUGUUUAGGGACUUCUUCGGCGCUCCAGGUGUAGGGACUUCAGCGGCGCUUUACUAUGUAGGUAGUAUAGAGCCAUUUGAGGCUCAGCCACGAGUCAGUUUUCUUACGUCACGCACUCCAACUAGCCUUUAAAAGCUGUCGCCGGGUGUGAGAGUGCGGAGCAGCGCCUCUGCAGUUGGUUGGACUUCUUCUAUUUGCCUCUAGGUGCUCGCACGUUACUUGAGCUGGACGAACCAUGUCGGUCACUAAGUGUCUGUGGACGGCCUCUCUGGGGCUGUUUCUAGGACUCCUCUAUGGGCCCGUGUUCAGUUCUGCCUCAUUCCCAAUCACGCGGGCGAAGCCCAAUGACCCCGCUGACCUCUACUGCAACAUCUCAUGCCCAGGUGUGACCCAGUGGCGGAGGAAUGAUGAGGAGGUGGCUGAGUGUGGUCCUGGUGCUAAAACGGGUUUCAAGUUCACCUGCACAGUAAAUAAAGGACAAAGCAUACUGACCAUUCCUCAGGUCAACCACUCUACCCGAGGCUUCUACUUGACCUACUGCGAUGGGGAAGAGAUGUUUGAUAGUCAACAGCUCCUCCAUCUUCUUCCUCUCGAGUCUGAUCUUGAGCUGGAUGCUGGAGAACGCCUUGAACUGGAUCUGCAGAUUUCCCAGCCAGUGAUCAUAAUGGUCACAAGGCCUGAUACCCCCUCCACAGUCCAGCUGUGCAGUGUGGAUGGACGUCAGUAUCAGUGUCUUCCUGAGUAUCAGCCCAGAGUCCUCAUCAUUAGAAACACCUUCAUUCUGAUGGAAAUGAUGCCUUCAGACAGCGGGAACUACACCGUACAGGAGAAGGACAACACACGGGUCAGCAUUUCACAUGUGACCGUCAAAGGAGAGAAGAGCUCCAGUAUCCAAAUUCCUACCCCAGAUACAGAGAACCGCGACUACAAACACAUCUUCAUCAGCUCAGUGAACGCUGUGCAGGACAGCUGGGUAUGGAAGAGUGCCUGGAAGAGUGCCUACGAGAAGGGAAACAGUGACGGAUAUCAGAAGGGAAACAGUGACGGAUAUCAGAUGGGAGUGGGGAUCGGAGCACUGGCUGUAGGAAGUGCAGCUCUGGUCAUCUUGAUUGUAGUGUUCGUUCUUGGUGUGUUUGCUGCGCCGCGGGUGCGUCCUCCGAUGGACAGCUGUGUCCAGAUGCUCAGAAGUAAAGAUUCCUCAUACAGGAAUCAAUCUGAGGAUGAAGAAAGGGGGCCUUCCCUGGCAUCAAACGGUGACAUCCAGAGUUAAGAAGAAGAAGCAGCCACUGCCUUGGACAAGUUUUCUGUUUUAUAUUUAUAUAUAUGUUUUUGGUGCUCUGAAAAGCAAAAAAAACGACAAGAUUGCAGCUGACCCCUCUCAUCCUGGACAUUGGCUCCUCCAGACACGCCCCUCUGGUAGAAGAUUCAGGACUAUCAAAGCCAACACAGCCGGACAUGCUAACAGCUUUUCCCCCCUAAACUCUCAUUAACCACAGUGGACACUCACAGUUUAACCUUAACCUUGAAAACCCCUCGUACUGUGGCACAUUAAUCCUUUCUCCUCUAAUUAUUCAACUUUUCUAUGCCAUAAUGCAUCUUUCCACAGAAGUAAUGCCCAUAAUGUUAAGU
Colossoma macropomum (tambaqui) is the source of this 1741-nucleotide messenger RNA. RefSeq lists its product as uncharacterized. The record is from RefSeq and is a predicted model, not a curated record. NCBI's taxonomy places the organism in Eukaryota, Metazoa, Chordata, Actinopteri, Characiformes, Serrasalmidae. The coding region runs from base 348 to 1382 and encodes 344 amino acids. The transcript has 6 exons.